AUGGGAGAAGCAGGUGGCUAUUUCAAAAGCUCGAGAGGAUUGAGGCAGGAGGAUCCCCUAUCGCCGUAUCUUUUCGUGCUGGCAAUGGAAGUAUUUUCUAGACUACUCAAAUCUCGUUAUGCGUCGGGCUAUAUUGAGUAUCACCCAAACGCUAAACCAGUGGAUAUCUCUCAUUUAAUGUUCGCCGAUGACGUAAUGGUCUUCUAUGAUGGUAGCAGCUCUUCACUUCAUGGCAUCUCAGAAACGCUUGACGACUUUGCUAUGUGGUCAGGACUUGAAAUCAACCAAACCAAGUCUAAGCUUUUCACUGCAGGCCUCACCCAUCAAGAAACAAUCACCUCCAUGAGCUAUGGUUUCCCUAUUGGUACACUACCUAUCCGCUAUUUGGGCCUCCCGCUUAUGCACCGUAAGCUGAGAAUCUCGGAAUACUCCCCGCUGUUGGAUAAAAUUGCUGGAAACUUCAAUGCUUGGCACGGUGGUGUUUUGGAUCACAACGUUCAUCUUGCCAAAGGGUUGUAUCAAGAAUAUAAAAUCUCUCUGCUCAAAGUUCCUAUGGUCAGAGAUUCAUGGCAUUUGAAGUCGCUUCUCAAGCUUAGACAACUUUCGAGGCCGUUUAUUGUAUGCACGGUUCAAAAUGGAAGAUCAGCUAAUUUCUGGUUUGAUCAAUGGACACCAUUGGGAGCUCUAAUUGAUGCUCUAGGACCUUCAGGACCCCGUGCUCUACGAAUACCUCUUCAAGCUACUGUCUCCGAGGCUACUACAGACGACUUAUGGAAUCUGCCAGUGCCUAGAUCCGACGAAGCAGUAGCUCUCCAUGCUUAUCUGACAACAAUUCCUGCUACCGACGCGCUCCAGAUUAGCGGCUUGGGGAAUGCUCAUUCCAACCACAUGUUGCUUGUGCAUCUACUGAAUUGGCCUUCCACGGCUCCCGUUCGGCCUCUGCGUAUCCUCAGAAGUGUUGCAGUCCAAGAAAUUGUUUACAAUCUCUGGGCUGAAAGAAAUAACAGAAUCUUCAAGAACAAGGUGUUAACCACAUCAGAACUCUUCAAGAUUUUGGACAGACAAGUGAGGAACACCAUCUCUGCUCGCAAGACCAGGAAGCAUUUCAAGAAUCUCAUGGCUGUUUGGUUGUUCUAA
Brassica napus (rape) is the source of this 1137-nucleotide messenger RNA. RefSeq lists its product as uncharacterized. The record is from RefSeq and is a predicted model, not a curated record. Lineage: Eukaryota; Viridiplantae; Streptophyta; Magnoliopsida; Brassicales; Brassicaceae. The coding region runs from base 1 to 1137 and encodes 378 amino acids. The transcript has 5 exons.